AUGAGGGUCGGGAUCAAACACCGAAAUCGCCCGCGCGCCGCCCUGCCCUUAGGCCCGCGCGCCGCCAUGCCCUGCAGCCCGCGCUCGCCUCUGCAGCCCGCGCUCGCCACUGCAGCCCGCGCUCGCCCCUGCAGCCGCGCUCGCCCCUGCAGCCUGUGCUCGCCCAUGCAGCUGCGCUCGCCCCUGAAGCCUGCGCUCGCCCCUGCAGCCGUGCUCGCCACUACAGCCCGCGCUCGCCCCUGCAUCCGCGCUCGCCCCUGCAGCCUGUGCUCGCCCAUGCAGCUGCGUUCGCCCCUGCAGCCCGUGCCCGCCCCUGCAGCCGCGCUCGCCCUUGCAGCCCGCGCUUGCCCCUGCCGCCGUGCUCGCCCCUGUAGCCCGCGCUCGCCCCUGCAGCCGCGCUCGCCCCUGCAGCCCGCGCUCGUCCCUGCAGCCGCGCUUGCCCCUGCAGCCGGCGCUCGCCCCUGUAGCCCGCGCUCGCCCCUGCAGCCGCGCUCGCCCCUGCAGCCCGUGCUGACCUACCGCUCAUGCUAA
Messenger RNA from Closterium sp. NIES-65, 531 nucleotides. Lineage: Eukaryota; Viridiplantae; Streptophyta; Zygnematophyceae; Desmidiales; Closteriaceae. The record is from the annotation of a GenBank genome assembly.